Molecule: messenger RNA, 3668 nt
Organism: Microdochium trichocladiopsis
Lineage: Eukaryota; Fungi; Ascomycota; Sordariomycetes; Xylariales; Microdochiaceae
Product: ankyrin repeat-containing domain protein
Exons: 2
Coding region: 232-3393 (1053 amino acids)
Molecular function (GO): protein binding
Source: RefSeq, a predicted model, not a curated record
UUUGCUUCUUGCCAGCCCGCCCGUGCUCAUUGUAUAGAUUGGAUCUGUAUUCAUUGUGAGACUGGAGAAACAGCUAAUUUCAAGUGUCCGAGUACCCUCACUUGGUGCUGUCCAGACCGGACACCUGCUGCCACCCAUCUACACAACCCGUCCAUGUGCACUGCUUGAAUCCCACAACCAUCUUGAGUGGCGUGGGACAGGCUUCGCCCGUCUUACGGCACACGUACUGCAAUGACAGACCUCACCCACAACCCUCACACCACGGAGACAUGGUCCCCCCCGCCAACGCACUCACCACCACCAGCUACCUUCUCGGGUCUCCCAGUCGAGAUCAUCCACGACAUCGCCCUCGAGCUCAGUCGCUAUGCGGACCUCGCCAGUCUCGCCGCCACGAGCUCACGGCUCUUCAACAUUGUCGAUCCUGUGCUGUACUUCCGCGCCGCCACUUCGUACCAGAAACGCGCGCUCUUCUGGGCAGCAGCUCACGGAAGGGUUGGUACGCUCCGCAAGGUGCUUGCCGCGGGUGUGGAUCCUAACCAUGUCUGGAGGUCGCAGUCGCACAGGACGGAAGCGCCCCUGUUCGAACUCGGGCCAGUGGAUGAGGACAUGACGAUGCCUGAGCAGGUCUUUGGUGGACCACGUGUGCUCGAGUCCAACUACUAUCUGCAACACCAAGACCCACCUCGAUAUCCCAGACCUCAACCGGCUGAGCCUCGACCGAGGCAAGAGCCUGCGCAGCACAAGAAGGAUGCUGGUGGCAGGUGCUUCGACCAAGAAAUCCAUUACGUGCCCAAGAGCCAGUUCUCGCAGCACUGUACCGCUCUCCACCUGGCUGUGCGACAUGACCAGGUCGGAUCUGUGGAAGCACUGCUCGACGCCGGCGCGGAUGUCAACGCCAGCUCGCAAGGCUUCUCUGAGUGCCGUGUCGAACAUCUUCUCAUGUCUUACCGGAUGAAUCCCACCGCAACUUACGCAUGGACGCCCUUGUUUGUCGCAUUCAACUACGGGAGGCUUGGGUUGGCUCGCAAGCUUCUUGCCAGCGGUGCAUCGCCACGGCUCUGCGCGUCGGACAUCAGCAAAGAAUCUGGCACGCCGAUGCUCACUGCACUCCACGCGGCAGCUGCUUUCGGCGACGUCGCCCUGAUCGACGAAUUGCUUAGCCAAGGCACGCCAGGACUGUCGGUCAACUCCCUGGACAGCAUCGACCAAGCCCCAAUCGUCUAUGCCUACGCCUACAGUCACUGGGAGACAGUGGAGUGGCUUUGUCGCCACGGAGCAUCGCUAGACACCGCAGAGUACGGCAGCACCGCCGACGCGCGCCGGAUACCACUGCUUCUUCCAGAUGCUCUCUGGACGUUGAGGUUCCGUGAUGCACGGCGACUCCUGUCUCUCUACCUCCCGACAGAGAUAUCCGGCCCAACCAUGAUGUUCUACCGUAUGCUCAUGUCCUGUUGCAAGGUCGCCUCACCAGCCGACAUUGAAACCCCGCUCUUUGCCUCGAGAUACAGAGAUCAGGACACCGCAGAGCUGCGCAUGGACUUCAUCCGCGACUUUGCCCCAAAGGCCAACCCCACGGCUUUCGAGCUCUCGCGCCUGUUCGGCCCGUCAUUUGGGGGCUUUUCGCCGCUGGGCAUCGCUGUGAGGAACGGCAGGAUAGAUCUGGUCAGGUUGCUGCUUGAGUUGUAUCCCGAUCUGGACGACGCGAUCCACAAGUGCCGCCAGCCGAUACUUCUCGUUGCCUGCACCUACGCAGUCUCGCCCCCGUCACUGGAAAUGAUAACGCUCUUGUUGGAGCACGGUGCUGCCGACCAUGUGAAAGCGCUCCAGAGUUUGACGACGCACAACACCUCCCCCCUCCGCACCAGGGUGGACGUCCCGACGGGACCUUUCGGGGAGAUUGCGCAGUACGACCCCGUCGAGGUGCCCGACAAGACCGCGAUUGCCCGCCUCCUUGUCGAGUCCGGCGUUGCUGGGUCGAGGGAGCAGCAGCUCCAGGCAAUCAACUGUGCUCUGCGCGAGUGCAACAUCAUUGGCCUCGAAUUUCUGUUGAAGCACGGGCAGGCCACGACAAUGACCAGCGAAGACGUGCACACAUGCUUGUCUUCGCUGUUCGCACUUGCGUAUGAUCACCAUGAGACAAGAACGGCCAAUCCCGCCGUCUUUGAACGCUGCAUGUUCACAUUGAUGGACCUUGCCGAGCAGCAUCAAGUCGUCGAUGUGAGCGGCAGCAUACUCGGGCUCCUCGUCAUCAACGGUGGCAUAGACCGAAGCAUCGUCGAGCACUUCCUCGACCGCUCCAACGACGACGCGAUCGAGAGGGCAGAGGAGCAAGGAAUGGAGCCCCUCCACAACGCCGUGCAGAGUGAGCGCGCCGAUCUCGUGUCGCUGCUCCUGGACAGAGGGGCCAGCCCGUCGAAAGCCAACAGUUUUGGCAGUACUCCUCUCGACCUUGCCAUCGGAAGCGACCGUACGGAAAAGGGCAUAGCCGAAGCCGUGAUCCGGGUCUUUCUGGACCACGACGGCCUGUCAAGUCUGCAGCUGCGCGCCAGCACACUGCCGUCCAGGUUACUAGCGCCGGACUCCAUGUCUAUCAAGAAGGCUCCUCCUCGAAGACCGACAGUGCUAGAGGCGGCCCUCGACAGCCAUUCUUCUUUUUUGCUGUCGCUCGUUCUGGACAAUCAUCCGCCCGCGACGUGGCCGGCGGAUCAGCUCGAACACGCGGUGCGGACCCUUGUCACGAAGCGGAGAGUACGGAUGCUCAGGAGAGUGCUCGUCGAAUGCGGCGGCGUCGUCGUCCCGAUGCACAGUCUCUGCCUGGAUCCCAUCCUGCACGAGCUUCUCGACAUGCUCCGCCUCGAGGUGUCGGAUGCCGCGAGGUUCCGUAAUUCCAACGUCGCCACAUCGCCAGGGGAGUUCACUACGCACGGGAGCGUCCUUGUCGCGUGGCUGUAUGCCGAGAUGGUGGUCAUCCUGCUCGAGCACGGCCGGGCCAGCCUCUCGAGCAGCGCGGGUACUGCCGAUUCUGUGACUGGUCUCGGCAAGCUUUAUGCCUUGAUGUACCCGCCCGACGACGACGACGCCGUCGUCGUCCCCUCGCUGCUGACCAGCCGUCGGGGCGACCUGCGGGCUCUAGGGGAAUGCUUGUCUGUUGCAUUGCGGACCAAGAUUGAGCUCGUUGGAGCUGGACUUGGAGGAAGUGGUGACAGCAGUAUUGGUGGUGGUGGUGAACGCAAGGUUCAAGAGGUUCGCGUGAAGCCAAGCGCCGUAUUCUCGGAUGCUGUGCUUGCGCACCUCCGUGAUACCACAGAUUACACGGACACUCAUGCUUACAUCCUUCCGUGGGAAUCAGUCUCGAUACCUGACCACACCGACGCUCCUGGUAGAUCCAAGUAGUAGAGACAGACAUAAAGUGAAUAUGGGACCAAUACCAUCAGCACCACGGGGGACCGUGGGGUCAAAACCCGUUGUUUCUUUUUCUGGGUCUGUUCUUCCACCGAGUCCUGAACCGUGGUGCCGACAUGUCAUCUUUUUUUAGCACAGCCUCAACGCAUUGGGGGUGUUUGAAGUGAAAAUGGUCUUGUCUUUAAUUAUGUACAUACAUCCUGCUGUGUCAAAAAAGAGAAAGGUGAAAAAAAAAUCCCAAGUUUAUCAGUUUGAUGCGCCAUUGU